UUCAUUUUAUUUAUCGCCUUUUAAUAUGGAUUUAUUUUUGCAAAAAUUAAAAUAAUUAAAAGUGGAUAAAAUUUAAUUGACAAAAAUAAUUGCAAUUGACGACAAAAGUCAUUAAAAUAAUAAUAAAUUAAUGAAUAAAAAAGAGCAAGUUACCUUUUUCGCACAGAAAUCACAUUCCUCAACGUGAAAAAAAUGAUUGAGAUAACAAUCUGGACUUUUAUAAAAACAAUUGAAUGUAAUUAAUAACAAGCAAGGCGAUAGAUUAUAUAAUUAAAAAGCGUUAGAACGUCUUAUUUAGUGAGAUAAAUACAGAAAAAAAAACGGAAAAUUACUCUAUAGUAUUUUUUUUUAAAUUAUCUACUCAAGUGACUAUGAAACUACUCACAAGCAAGCAAUGAAUAAGUUUUUAAAUUGAAAAAGUCAUAAAACAACCUCCCAGUGUAUUAAAAAAAAAUAAUAAAAAAAACGAGAAGAAAAUAAAAAUAUAACGUUUUGUACUUUUGUGUGUUUGCUUUGCUAUAAUUAGUCGUUUUCACACUAUUUAUACGACACAUAAAUAUAAAUGUUGUACAAAGAAACAAGAAGAAGUAUCAACAGCAGACGUCGAGAAAAAUUAGCCAUCUACACACAACACAUGACCAAAGACAGCUAAAAACGGGAAGUUAAGCAUGAAUGAUGAAACAUUAGAGGAAUGGCGUUACUACUUCCAACGGAUAUUGGUACCGUGUGUUGUUAUUAUUGGCAUUUUGGGAAACUUUGUCAACGUAAUUGUGCUGACGAGACGCCGCAUGCGAUGCUCAACAAAUGUAUAUUUAACCGCAUUAGCUGUGAGCGACAUUGUGUUCCUUUUCUUUGUAUUCAUCAUCUCGCUUCAGCAUUAUCCAAAUUGGCAUUCGAUAAAGUAUGAGUUGUAUUGGCGCACGUAUGGCAUCUCGCAUUGGUUUUGUGAUGCUGCUUCUUACACAUCCAUUUACUUGACUGUUAGUUUCACCAUAGAGCGCUAUAUUGUGGUGUGUCAUCCGCUGCGAGGACAAAUUUAUAUAAGAAAUAGUACAAAAAAUGCAAAAAGGGUUAUCUCAGUCGUUGUAAUUUUAUGUUUCCUAUCUACCGUAACAACGUCAUUAGAGUAUCAACUUUCUGUCGUAACAAAAUCCGUUAAUAAGACAACGGGACAUUUGUGUAGCAAUUUCAGCGAUGUAAAUGUAACAACGUCGCUCCCGUCGCCAUCAAUUCCGCUAAAAUGGGAACACGAGUCCGCUGCCAUCGAAAAUGCGGAAUUUUCAAUCAACAAUGGUGCUGCCAUCGUUGCUGCUGCUCUUGUUGACACAACGACGACGAACGAGUUUGACGAUGUUGACACACCUUUGAGUGAUGCGAAUUUCACGUUGUCUACGGAGGAAGAAGAGGAAAUAGGGGAGGAUGGGGAAUGUGAAAUAAUCAAGGAGCUGUGGGUAAUUCCAUCGUCGCUGGGCGAGAGUAAAACGUAUGCAAUUAUCUUCUUUCUCUUCACAUCAAUUGUGUUUAUGUUCCUGCCCUUAAUAUUAUUGGGAACGUUCAAUUGUUUUUUGGUGUCAGCUGUGCGUCGAUCGCACCGAAUGAGGCAUCGCAUGACAAACACCCGUAUAGCGAACGAUGCAAUGUCUGCACAGGAAAAUAAGAUAACAAUUAUUCUCAUUGCUGUCGUCGUGCUCUUCCUCAUUUGCCAAACACCCACAGCAGUGAAUCUCCUGUACAUGGCAUUUGCGAAGCCAUCCGAAGACAAAGGAGUUCUGAACUUACAGAAAGCAUUGAACAACUUAAUGAAUUUCCUAAUAACACUAAAUGCUGCCUGUAAUUUUUUGCUGUACUGCGCGUUAUCCGACAAGUACAGGAAUACGAUAAAAUCGUUAUUUUUAUCGAGGAAAUCGCAUCAGAGACAGAACACAAUAAAUUCGCAUUUCUCCCGCGUGGCAUCCAAGCGAUUAACAUCCAGUUUUCACGGAGCAGAAAAUCUCGCGACGAAACAAAGCAACGUCAAACGAGUUCCCACAAUUCCGGCGAGUAAUUCUUGCCUCAAACGCCCAUCGCUUCUACCGCCAUCGUCAACAUCGAAUGGCUCAAAGGUGCGAUUGCCAAAGCAACGUCCCUCAUUAACGCCAUCCGACAUCCUGUGCCUUAACAAACCAUCUAGUCGUAAAAGUAGCGCUGCAUCAAUCCAAUUACGAAUAUCAUCAAUUGGCACACCGUUGCAGCCCAAUGCGCGCUUGCAUCCGAGCGAAAGUCAGUCGAGUUUAUCGCGAAGCCAAUCUCUGAUAUUGCCAUCGUCGAUACGACAUGCACCUGAUUGCAAAUCACAUCCCGACAAUAUGCCGACAGACGGCAGCAGUUGCACCCAUGCACACGGCAAAAAUGGCGAAAAUGAUGAAAUGGUGCAGAAUAACAAUAACACCGUAAUCAUCGAGAAUGCCAUCGACACAGACGGCAGUAGCAGUAGUGUAAAUGAUAAAAAAUGAGAGGAAAAACAAAAAAAUAUUGAUGUUGAUGAUAAAAUUGUUUUUCUUUAUAUUUAUUUUCUGACGUGUGUGUGCGGCGUGUGUGAACGAGUAGCGAGAUAGACAAACAGACAAUAAAUAAAAGACAAAUAAAAAUGUGCUUUGAAUGUUAAAAAAGAGUGAAAAAGGUAAAAAAAAAAAUAAAAAUAUAGCAAACUCAAUGUAAAUUUAUUCAAAUGGCUUUUGAAUUGUGUAAAGUCACGUUGUUCCUGUUUUCUUGCGUUUCUGCCGACUUUUUGUUGCUACCUGGAUGGAACAACAAUCACAACAACAAAAGCACAAGAACAACU
Molecule: messenger RNA, 2821 nt
Organism: Culicoides brevitarsis
Lineage: Eukaryota; Metazoa; Arthropoda; Insecta; Diptera; Ceratopogonidae
Exons: 11
Coding region: 669-2492 (607 amino acids)
Biological process (GO): G protein-coupled receptor signaling pathway
Cellular component (GO): membrane
Molecular function (GO): G protein-coupled peptide receptor activity
Source: RefSeq, a predicted model, not a curated record